CCGGAUUCCCCCCCACCUCCAUCUCCACCCUCGCCUCAUCGCCCCACAACAUGGCGCACCGCCCUCAGCCGUCGGAUGAGGAGCUCCUGGCGGUGCUGGACGGCGUGAGAUUGCGCCACGUGGCGGAGCGCCAGGGGGGCCUAGACGCGCAGGUGGAGUGGGCGAGCGUGCUGUCGCUGGGCGAGCAGCAGCGCCUUGCCUUCGCCCGCCUGCUGCUGUCUCGUCCCGAGCUUGCUCUCAUGGACGAAUCUACCAGCGCAUUGGAUGAGGAGAAUGAGGCGCAUGUGUACGGGCUGGUGGAAGCAGCAGGCGUCACCUUCAUCAGCAUCGGCCACCGCAGCUCCCUGCGCCGCUUCCACUCGCUCCUCCUCACCCUCACACCUUCCGGGAGGGCCGACGCCACCACUGCUAACGUCACUGAUGACGUCAGGGACAGGAGUGAUGGUAUCAGCAGUCGGGGAGAGGGUGUGGAAGGGAACCGGGUGGUGGCACGUGGAACAGGCAGCAUGUGGACACUGGAGAGAAUAGCAGACUAG
Messenger RNA from Closterium sp. Naga37s-1, 536 nucleotides. Lineage: Eukaryota; Viridiplantae; Streptophyta; Zygnematophyceae; Desmidiales; Closteriaceae. The record is from the annotation of a GenBank genome assembly.